This is a messenger RNA of Peromyscus maniculatus bairdii (prairie deer mouse), 7827 nucleotides long. Its product is annotated as interferon-induced very large GTPase 1-like. Gene Ontology annotation, molecular function: GTP binding. NCBI's taxonomy places the organism in Eukaryota, Metazoa, Chordata, Mammalia, Rodentia, Cricetidae. The record is from RefSeq and is a predicted model, not a curated record.
CCUCAGCUGAUAGUCAGCAGCCUGGCAGCCUUGAGCAAGGGGCAUAAUCUCCUCUUACUUCUCUCUGGAGCAACAACCUGAAGACAGGUACUGGGCUUUCAGGAGACAACCAUGAACACAGAAGAGAAUUUUCCUGAUAAAUCUCAGCCCAGAGGGAGAAGACAGCAAGAUCUCCAGGAGAUGCUGACAGAAGUGGGGUUGUCUGUUGACUACUGGCUGCCUAUACUUCAGCAAGACCUGGGUGUGACCUGUACCCAGGCCUUACAAUACUUAGAAGAAAGAGACCUCCAGAAGCUGAAGUCCCAGACACAACACUCAUGGGAGAAAAAGGCUCUGAAGAAACUGCUUGAGCUUUCAUGGCCAAAUAGUGUUGCAGAGUUCCAGGAGACUCCAGGGGAGAUGAUAAAGAACAGGCAGAGGCAGGCAGGACAGGCACUGCAGGAACUGAGGGCCUUGCAGUCAGAAGGGAAGAACAGACAGGAAGAGGCAGUGAGAAGGAAAGAAGCAGAGCUGAGACAAGCAAUGGAGAUCCCAGAAGAGUGCUGGCCAGGGCCUGAAGUGCGUCUGAAAGAUGUCACUGAAACAAUGGAGAGACAACUAAAGGAUUUGGAGCAGAAACUGAUCAACAGGGGAAACCUUUCUGAUAGAGACCUGGUAAGAUGGGCAUCUGGAGGGCUGGCACUGCAAGGAAUUUUUAAGACCUGCCACCAGAAGGACCUGGUAGCAAGAAGAGAAGAACUGCUGAGAGUUCCCAAGGAAUUCUUCCUCUUUGGACCUGAGCAAGGAAAAAGGAUGGAAGCAAAAGAAUUCACAUCAUCUCAAGCAGAAUCCAUGUUCACCAAAACUGUGGAGAAGCUGGGAUUUGGAGCAAUGAUAUCAGCCAAGGAUGGACACUUGGGAUUUAGUCUAGAAGGUGGUAGAGUUCAAAGCAACCACUCAGAAUCUAAAGAUACCCACCAAACAAAUUCAGAACAUUCUUAUUUCUGUUCAGCCAAGUUCAGCUAUGUGCCUCUAGCCUCCUUCCACUUUCGAGCUGAUCAGCUUCAGCUCUCCACUGCUGCUCUCAAGGAACUGAAAAUCAUUGAAGAACAGCUGGAACAUACUGAUGGACCAGGCAAAUUCCUUGUAGUGAGGAACAGGACUGAAAAAUUCUUCAACAGAUUUGGCUCUCAUGCUAAUCAAGGACCUCUGCACCUUGGGGGAAUCUACUGCUGGAAGGCCAUUUCAGAGGGUUUCAAAAGUGACCAGCUGGAUCAUGUGAAGCAGCAGACAGCAGCAGCUUUGGAUAGUUACAUAAGAGGGAGUUCCAGUGGCUUUGGGAUUGAAGUUGUUGAAAGGACAACAGCAUCACACUCACAUUACGUAAGAUCCUGCAAGAAUGCAACUAAUCAACAGCUCCAAAUCAAAGUCCAGUUGUCUGUGGCCCAGAUAGGCGGACCAGCAGAAGCAAAUGGAAUUGUCCAGUGGACAACUGGCCUUCUUGCCAGCAACAAAACCUGGUCUGUCAUUGACCAGGGACUUCAGUUGGUUCCUAUUUGGGACAUCAUCCUCAGCAGCCACAGAAAUGAUUUUAAGGAGGCCUUUCAAGUGGCUAAAUGCCUGAAAGACAGCUACAUUGCACUGGCUGGCCUUGCUGCUCAAAUCCAGGAUGAAGAAUAUCUCUACAAUAUUGGGCAAGAAAUUACACUUUUUCAAACAAAUAUGAAUUUCCAAGAGGUUUCUGAUUAUGAGGGGAAACUUAAGAGACUAAUAGAUUUCAUGACAGCAUUGAGUCAAAAAAUUAGAAGUUAUGACAUUUGGGCUUAUAUGUUUUCCACAGAUUGGCAACUGCAGAAUUUUCUACUUAGCACAAUCAACUUUCUCAAAGAAGCAGCCACUUAUGUAACUCAGUUUAUUAAUGCUCAGCUGUGUAGACUUGUAGAACCUCGUGUGUACAAAGUGACGAACUUUCCAUGGGCAUCAUCUACCAUGGAGUCAGUCUACCAGUCAGAGUCAGAGGAAGAAAAAGUCAAAAUCACCUCGUUUUCUGAAUUCCUUAAGGCCUUAAAGAAAUUAAAAAAAACUCUAGUAGGAGUAAAUAUGAAAAAUAAAUCCUGGCAAACAGUGGAAGCAGCUCAAAGAAAGGCUACAUGUAACAUCACCACAGCUCUGAGCUCCUUCUUGAAUUUCCUCAAAGAAGCAGAGCAGCCAGACAUGCAGCUGCUACUACUCUCCAUUGCAGCUGGUGCAGGCUAUCAGCUGGAAAGCAAUGUUUUUCAGCCUCUCCUGGGUUGCACUGAGAUAAACUUCUUCAUGAAGGAAAUACAAACUGUCCAACAUAAAUACCAAGAACUUAAAAAUAUUUGUAGUUACAGAGCCCAGGCAUUCCUGGUCCUCCGAGCUCUGAGAGCCACUGUUGGAACCACAGAUGUUUCUACAGGUGAGAAAAGACAACGUUUGGCAUUAGUAAGACAACAUGUAGGACAAUUGUUGUCUGAAGAAGUUGCAAACAUCCUCAUGAAACAUGGAGCACAUCAUGACUGGGAAAAACUUGAAAAUGAUUUGAGAUUACUCAUUCAUGAGGACUGUGAAGCCACCACUGCUUCUUUGCAGAUGGACAGAGUGAAAAAAAAAUUGCAAAGUCUCCGUAAUGAAAUUAAAGGGUCUUAUAAACAACUAAGUAUUGAAAACAAUAAAAAGGGAGUGAUGGACAAAGAAUCUUUCAUACACUUACUCCAACGUCUAGGCCUAGAUCAUCACUAUCCAAAAAAGAUGAGCAGAGCUAACUUCCACCACAUCUACAAGAACUCUGUACACAAGUUCCAGCCAAGCUCUGAACAGGAACUUCCUUUCUAUUUCCUGCAAAAGCUACUGAUGCUGGAUUGCAGGUUGAGACAACUGAUAUUCAAAGAUGAUGGAAAAACAGAAUACCAGGUCUCUAGAAGUUCCUGUAAUAUGGAUAAUGAUGUUUUUGAUCCAUAUGAAGAGUUAUUUGAAGAGAGUGAAGAUAUUGUGAAGUCAUCUGCCAAAAUGUCCCAGCCUCACAUUCACCCAAUGGACAUUCAGAUGGCCAUUUUUCACUGUGCAGAUGAUCUUGCCAGGCAGUAUAUUUUGUCCAAACUUUCCAUUUGUCAAUUUGCACUCCCCCUUGUGGUGCCAAAUCCCAACACUUCUCAGAUGGAAUUCUCUCUCUGGUCUCUCAGACAAAUUAGGAGAAGUUGGCAAGAGUCAAGUAAAUCACCACAGGACAAGAGCUACAGUCACAGGAAUCAGCAGAUGUGCUGUGUCUCUACCCCAAUUGUGUCCUUCAUUAGAGUUGGAAAUGGCCUCUCUGCUUCCAAAUCUCAGAUCAUGAACUCUCUCCUCAGUAAACGGAAACAUGAUGUGUUUUUUCACAGACACUGCAGAGGAAGCAGCAAACACUGUCUCCUGAUGGAGGGAGUGGUAGAGAUCUCCUGGUUCUGUCCUGGGGGCCAAGGUGAGGACAGAUUUGACAAGUGUGUGACUUUUACCAAUCUUCAUGGAGAUGCCAAGGAACAUAGACAACAACUCAGCUUCCUACAGGAUGUCUCUUCUCUCAUUGUGAUCCUCAUGUCAGCUUCUGAUGACAAUAAAGAAAACCAAAAUCUUGUCAGACACUUGUGUCAGUCAUCAACACCUCUGAUCUGCUUGUUGGAUGAUAAAAAAAAUGUGUUGGGCAAUAAUUCUGGUAGAAGAGUAAGAAUUGGCAUCAGGAAUAGAAAUGAGGCAGAAUUAACUGAGGAACUCACAAAUGCCAUCAAACAUUUGCUAGAACUCUCUGAUGCUUCACUCAGUUUAGAAGACUGUUCACAGAUGGCUCGAAGACAAGGAUUCCUGAUUGAUGAAGACCAGAAAGACUGCAAGGAAGCUAAAGAAAAGGCUGAGAUUAUAAUGGCCCUACUAGCAAAACAGACAUUAUCAAAGAUAAAGGGAAACUUACUGCCUCUUCAGGGACAACUCUGGCAUACUUGGUGUAAGAAAGAUAAAGAACUCUAUCAUCUGAGAGAAAAGGGAAAUCGGAGCAUUGAACAACAUAAAAGUGACAUAGAUACUCAGAAACAAAAAAUACGAUAUCAACAAUCAGAAAAAGCGCUUCCUCUCAAUGGUGUAAUGCGUUCUUUCCUUAAAAUCCUUCAAGAACACAAAGAAGCUCCAUCUAAACAUUACGUCUUGCACUGGUUGAGUUUUUUUUUACACAACUUAACCAAAGGACAUUUGGAAAAAUUACAGCAGAAACAAAGGUCUUUGUGGUCAAUGGUACAAACAGAAAAACAUAAGAAAUAUAAAAGCAACUCCUUGACAGUCUUGCAGAAUCAGAUAGAAGCCAUCUCCACAGAGAUUCAUGACUGUACUUUUGGAAUUGAGCAUCUUCUCCGAGAAGUUGGCCAGAUCUACGAAGCUCUGGAAGAAACUUCUUCCACUAUAGAUAAAAGUUUUCUCUCUUUCCCUGAGAUUGCUGCAGACCUGAUGGUAGCUGGUGUUCCCAUUGAGCUCAUGGAUGGGGAUGCUUCUUAUGUACCCCUAAAAUGGGUGGCAGCAAUUUUUGACAAGAUCUCAGAAAAACUUGGAGACAAAAGGCUGUUUGUUCUCUCUAUCCUGGGACUACAGAGUUCAGGGAAGUCCACGCUGCUGAAUGCCCUGUUUGGGCUACAGUUCUCAGUCAGUGUUGGUCGGUGCACCAGGGGGGCCUAUAUGCAGCUUCUGAAGGUAGAUGAGAAAUUCACAAAAGAACUUGGCUUUGAUUAUAUGCUAGCAGUAGACACAGAAGGCCUUCGAGCUCCAGAGAUCAACAACAAAUCCCAGAAUCAGGACAACGAGUUGGCAACAUUUGUCAUUGGUCUUGGAAACUUGACUCUGAUCAAUAUUUUUGGGGAAAAUCCAUCAGAGAUGCAAGAUAUUCUUCAAAUAGUCGUCCAGGCCUUUCUGAGAAUGAAACAAGUAAAAAUCUCUCCCAGUUGCCUCUUUGUUCAUCAGAAUGUAGGAGAAGUUACAGCAAAAGACCAAACUAUGGAAGGACGAAGGAGACUGGAGCAGAGACUGGAUGAAAUGACAGCAUUAGCUGCUGAACAGGAGGAGUGCUCCAACAUAACUCGCUUCAGUGAUGUAAUUAAAUUUGAUGCUAGUAGUCAUGUCUACUACUUUGCUCACCUCUGGGAUGGCAAUCCCCCAAUGGCUCCCCCUAAUCCUCAAUAUAGCCACAAUGUCCAGGAGUUGAAGACUGGAAUUCUUAGGAUUGCCCAGGAGGAAUCCAGGGGAAAGAUCAUGAAGAUCUCAGACGUAAAAUUCCGAGUUCAAGAUUUGUGGAAAGCCCUUGUCAGUGAGAACUUCAUUUUCAGUUUCAGAAACACCAAAGAAGUCAUAGUCAUGAGUAAAUUGGAAACCAUGUAUAACAAGUGGACCUGGGAGCUGAGGAGUCACGUGCUGGAUUUACAGAAUCAGCUGAACAAUCUGAUUCAGAAUGGGAAAAUCUUGACACUCACAACCAAUGAACUGGAAGCUCCAGUUAACAACAAAUAUGAAACCAUCCAACAAGACUUUAACAAAUAUUUUGAAGAAGACCCAGAUAGUGAGACAUUGGUUCAAUGGAAAGCAAAUUUUGAACAAAAGCUACAAAUGCUUAAAGAUGCUCUUAUUUCAGACAUCAGAUGGAAAGGCAAUGAACUCAUAAGUCUUAAACAAAGCCAAGAAAGACUAGAUAACCAAAAGUCACAAUAUGAAAAGGAAUUAUUAGAGAGGAGCCGAAAGUUGGCUUUAAGUGUGAAGGGUAAAGAAUUAAGUGAUAAAGAGUUGCAUGAGAAAUUUGAUCAACUUUGGACAAAUUGGAUUGACAAUGUGUCUGUGACUGCACCUCCUGUCAAAGAGCCUAAUAUUGAUUUGGAUUCUGAAAAUAUUCUUCUGGAGUAUUUCAAGAAAGAGAAAAGCAUUGUUGAAAGACUAAAAGUAAAGUCUGGAGAGAUGUUUGAAAUCAAUUAUUCUAAACAUGUCCAAAUGAAAAAAAAAUGUAUUAUAUUUCCAAAGAGUUUAGAAACCUGCCAUAAAGAGUCCAUUAAUAAGACUACUAUUAACAUUAAUUUAAGAGUCAAUGAAACAUUAAAGAACAUUUGGAUUCAAAAGCGUGAUUACAGUCAGAAUGAUUUUCAUGAGAUCCUGAGGAUAAUAGAAAAUGAACUGAAAUCUGUACCCCCUGAAGAAGACUACACAUUUACCAGAGACUACACCAUUGACUUUUCCUUAUGGUUAUUCCAAAGAGCAUCUAAGAGUUUCAAGGAAAUGCACAAGGCAUUCAAGAGUGCAAAUGAUCCUGUGAACUACCUUGAGAAAAAGAAAGAUGAUUUCUUCAUGAGUUUUAAGAUCUCCUGCCAAGGUGCCACCUCCAUCACAUCCUUUGUUGACUUCCUGUGGCUAAAGCUCACUCCUGCUAUCUCCGACACCAUAUGGGAUAAAAUGGGUCCUAAAAUAGCUGGGGAUAUGAGAGCUACCUGCCCUGCAUUCAAUGGAAACAGGGCUAACCUGGAGAAGCAUAUUCUCUACUCUCUAGCUGAAGAAGAAAAUUUUGAUAAGUAUUGGCAAUACAUUCAUCAUCCAGAAUCCUUUUUCAGGGAUUACAUUAGUGACCACAUUAGAAGAUAUUGUUUUGAAAAAGGAAGUGAAAAAGUAAUGACCUUUUUAAAAAUAAGUUUAGGUGACAUCAAGAAUGCCAUCUUCACAGCCAUUCAUAAGUCCACAGCUGUUGCUAAAGAUAAAGGCAGUACUGCUUCUGCCUGGUUGGAUUUGUUCUGUGAUCACCUAGGGAGCAACUUGAUCUUUCCAAGAAGAGACCUGAUAAGCAUUGAGCACCAGGAGAUAAAGGAUACUGAGUUUCUCAAAGAAGCUAUGAGUACAGCUUUGGAUACUGCAAUAAGAAAAGUAAAAGAGAACUGUUCACAUAAGAACAUAGCUGAAAUGGUUCCUGACAUUGAGAAACUUCUCUCUGAACAUCUCUGUGGCUGCUGGAAACAGUGUCCUUUUUGUAAAGCAAUUUGUACCAACACCAUUUCCCAACAUGAAGGAGACCAUAGUGUCCCGUUCCACCGUCCUCAGGCUGUCAAUGGAUGGCAUAGAUAUAAAACAGACCACUUUGUUAUUGACUGCUGUACUAGUUCAGUAGCAAGUGAUCGUUCAUUUAUUUUAAAUGACCUCCAGAAAUUCCCAUACAAGAAAUACCGAGAAGCAGGAGGUAACUUUGCCACGUGGAGCAUCACCCCAGACUCAUCUACCCAGCCAUAUUGGAAAUGGUUUGUCUGUCACUUCAGAUCAGAGCUAGAAGAGAAAUAUGGAAAAGAAUUUACAAAUACAGGAACAAUUCCAGAUUCAUGGACCAAAAUCACAAAGCAAGAAGUACUUGAUGACUUGAAAAAUAAUAUUUGCCACAAAUAGAAUACUGGUACUGACAUAUUAAUUUCACAUUAUCUAAGGGAGUCUAAUAUCAAUUUCUAACACAUAUUUAUGCUUCUACCUUAUAAAUUACUAAAAAAUAAAUCAGUUAUUAUUUCAAGAUUUGAAGAUUUUUGACUAAAAUGACUUCAUUUCUCUGGGACUUGAUAUCUUCUACUUUAUACAUAAUGUACUAAAUAUGUUAAUGUUUUUGCUUGUUUACUUUGAUUUUUAUUCUUGGAGUUGGGAGUGUUGUGGUUCUCAUGUAUUUCUUAUUUUUAUUGUUUAUGUGUGUGCUUAUUUGAAAGAGAGAAAAAUAAAAAUUGUGUGGUUAGACAGAUGGGGAGAACAUGCAAAGAAUUGGGGAAGGUGGAGAAACAAUAUCAAAAUAUAGUAUAUAAACAAGAUUUUCCA